UUUUCUUUUCCUCGCGUUUCUUUCGGGGAGGAGAAACAAAACAAAACGAGAUUCUAACGCACAAAGCGAUUACAGAUAACGAUGGAGAACGCCAACCAUUCCUCUGCUGCUCCCUCCGCCACCGCCGCCGCCGCCGCCGACGUUGGCAACGCGAAUCCGAACUCCUCGAGUAGCAGCGGCGUCGGCGUCAGUAAGGCCGUUAGUAACAGUUUGCCGGGCUCGCUCAAGGCCCUGAACAGAGCCUCUUACAAGAUCUCCAAGCCCCUUCCCAGAAACCCUAGCGCCAACCCUAACCCGGUGGCUGAAAAGCUCGUAGCUUCUCCGGAGGUCCCGACGAGUGCCAGUGGUAGCUGCGGUGGUGGGCCCCCGUACCAGCCGCAGCCGCCGGUCUACAACAUCGACAAGAACGAUUUCCGCGACGUCGUCCAAAAGCUCACCGGGUCCCCUGCUCACAGCCAGAUCCGCCCUCCGCCUGCAGAGAUGCCUCCGCCGCCGCACCCUCCUCGUCCUUCUUCGAACGCAUCCCUCGUCCCCCCGCCCGUCCCCCCGACCUCCCGUCUCCACCGCAUCCGGCCACCGCCGCUCGCCCAUCUCACCCCUCGCCCUCCCCUUCCCAUGGUCCCAGGGCAACCGCUGCCGGCCGUGGAUCCUUGGACGCGGCCGCUGCUGUCCCCGCUGCCGCCGCUUCCUACAGUUAGCGCUGCGGCCGAGUCGCCGAUCUCAGCUUACAUGCGCCGCCUCCGCGGUGGCAGCGCCGGGCUUCCGGUCUAUGCUCCAUCCUCUACGGUGGCGCCGAUGCUCCCACCUCCUAGCUCGCCACUGGGGUUCGGAUGCCUGCUGUCGCCGCAGACGACCUAUCAGAUGAUGAUGGCGGCACCAGGGCUACAGUUACCGACCUCGCCGGGGGUGCAAGUACCAAACCCUCGGCUGGGAGAUCCCUGAUGUCUUCAUAGACAUGGUUUUCUGUAGCUGCCCUCGCCAGAGGUAAUCCAUUUCUUUGCCGGAGUAGCUACAGCUUCAUCCUUAUGUGCUAGCUAGUGUACUAUGUACAAAUAGUUAACUGCUUUAAGAACUUAGCAUUUGAUGAUAAGGGCGAAAAUGCAUAUCCCUGAAAAUCUAUUAUGUGUAUCUGAAAGCCUUCAAAUUAGAUUCCUUUAUGUUGAGAAAGAAAGAAAAAGUUAUGUUUGAUUGCA
Molecule: messenger RNA, 1193 nt
Organism: Zingiber officinale
Lineage: Eukaryota; Viridiplantae; Streptophyta; Magnoliopsida; Zingiberales; Zingiberaceae
Product: VQ motif-containing protein 9-like
Exons: 1
Coding region: 82-942 (286 amino acids)
Source: RefSeq, a predicted model, not a curated record